CUGAAUUGGAGCAAAUCAGCCAAGUUCCAGCAUCUUUAUUUUUCUGACAGAUUCAGUUGUCCAUACUAGUUGCCAUAUACUAGUGUUUCUUCUUAGUUUAAAUUAAAUUAUUGACCUUUUCAUUUUUACAGUAUGACUGUGUGUGUUUGUUUGUUUGCAGUAUGUAACUCUCUGGGAGAUGGAUAAGUUUGAGAAACUGGCUAAGAUCGGCGAUUGCUCAUAUGGAGUGGUGUUCAAAUGCAGACACAGGGACACCGGUCAGAUAGUGGCCAUUCAAAAUUUUGUUGAGUCUGAAGAUGAUCUGGUCAUCAAGAAGAUCACACUGAGAGAAAUCCCCAUGCUGAAGCAGUUGGAGCAUGUGAAUCUGGUGAACUUGCUUGAGGUCUUAAGGAGAAAGAGACACCUUCAUCUGGUCUUUGACUUCUGUGAGCAAACUGUUCUGAAUGAACUGGACCCCAGUGGUGGUCCAGGUGAUGAUUACACUGAUUAUGUGGCAACACGAUGGUAUCGGGCCACAGAACUCUUGGUCGGAGAUACUCAUUAUGGUUCCCCAGUGGAUGUCUGGGCCCUCGGUUGUGUCUUUGCCGAGCUGCUUUCUGGAAAUCCUCUUUGGCCGGGACAUUCAGACGUGGAUCAGCUGCACCUCAUACGACAAACCCUGGGUGACAUGAUCCCACGGAAUCAGCAGGUGUCCGAUGUCUUCUUUAGUGGAGUCAGCAUCCCGGAGCCUGAUACCAUGGAGCAGCUAGAGAAGAGGUUCCAUGGUGUUUCUCCUCAUGCUAUCACUGUGAUGAAGUCCUGCCUAGUUAUGGAUCCAUCUGGCAGGUUAUCAUGUGAAGAGCUUUUAGAGCUGCCAUACUUCCAGGAGGAUAGGGGAACAGGAUGGGGCAGAGAAACUGAUCGCCUCCCAAGACACUAUGAGAAAGGCACAAGACACAGAGCUCCCGUGGUAUGAAUCUACAUUGAACACAAAAUAACGUUAAUAGCAAGUAAUGGAAAAUCAAUUCUGGGAGUUAAGUUGAAGUA
Carassius auratus (goldfish) is the source of this 1026-nucleotide messenger RNA. RefSeq names its product cyclin-dependent kinase-like 1. Gene Ontology annotation, cellular component: nucleus. The record is from RefSeq and is a predicted model, not a curated record. Gene Ontology annotation, biological process: protein phosphorylation. Lineage: Eukaryota; Metazoa; Chordata; Actinopteri; Cypriniformes; Cyprinidae. The coding region runs from base 179 to 955 and encodes 258 amino acids. Gene Ontology annotation, molecular function: protein serine/threonine kinase activity; ATP binding. The transcript is spliced from 6 exons.